Messenger RNA from Sclerotinia trifoliorum, 2444 nucleotides. The record is from the annotation of a GenBank genome assembly. NCBI's taxonomy places the organism in Eukaryota, Fungi, Ascomycota, Leotiomycetes, Helotiales, Sclerotiniaceae.
UUAGCGUUCCGACGCUAUCUAAAGCACACUAUAAUUUGAUUGGUUAACGCGAAUCUGAAGAAAUUGGCGCGUACUACCGGUUCUGUAAUAUUGAUCGACACUCAUCAUCCAUCAUCUUUCAAUCUCCAGCUAUCUUUCUUGAAAGCAACAAUAACAACAAACAACAAACAACAAACAACAGCAACAGCAAUUCACCAAAUCGCAUCCUCGAGCGCAUCGUCUUCUGCCAUAUAUGAAGAUUCACAAGGUCAAUUUGAGGGGACUAUCAUGAUGUCUACUCUCCCACCAACUUCUCCAAGGCUUCCAAGCCCACCUCCACCCACAGAAAUCCAGAUUGGUCCUAAAUCUCCAUCCCUUGGGAGUGCUUCCUCAAAUCAAGAACAAAUGAUGGAACAAAGUAUUAUAGAAGCCAAUGCCAGUCGGAGGAUACGUCCAGGAACAAAAGCUGGUGAUAUGGCUGCUGGUCCACCUCUCAUACCUUUGAGUGAGGUUUGUGUGCCUCCUGAUUUUAAGCUCAAAGGCUACGUCGCAUCUACAUUAUGAUAAUAUGCUAACAUAUUUUUGGUACCAUCUAGCUCGACUCAGCAUUUCAAUUACAAGAACAUUUAAAAGCGCUGCAUUACUAUCAUACUAAACCUCCUUCCAAAGACCAUAGCGUUCCUAUAACUCGGGAAACUGCCGUCGAAAUAGCCACACCACCAAAUGGUCUCGAUCAAGCUCUUUGGCUUUAUGAACUCUGCCGCUUCCUAAUCAAUAAAUGUAAUGAUCUAAUAAUUGGAUUCCUCUUUGAUGAUCCUCCAUGUUCCGCACAUACAUGCCCAGAAAUGCGCGCUUCCGAAUGGCAAUUUCUUUGCGCCGUACAUGAAUCACCCAAAAGUUGUUGCGCUAUCGAUUAUUGCUGUCAUACAUUAGAUUGGGCUACCAAUAUCGUAACUAGUCAAAAGAUAUUUCCAAGUCGUUUGAGUAUGGCUGCUGGUGAUGCGAUGGAUGACAGAGGAGCUGGUGUUAAACAUUUAAUUAAUAUUUUCAGACGUUUACAUCGUAUAUUUGCGCAUGCAUGGUUUCAACAUCGAGGAGUAUUUUGGCAGGUCGAGGGUCAAACGGGUCUUUAUGUGUUGUUUAAGACGGUUUGUGAUAUGCAUGAGCUAUUGCCACCAGAGAAUUAUAAGCUACCGCCAGAAGCAGAAGGGUUGGAAAAUGUCGAGGAUAAACCACCGACAAUUACGUCAAUUUUAAAGACGCCAGUAGGGGUUGAGGAGGACUUUUUAGGACUCGGAAGACAAAAUACAACGAGGAGACAUGUUAGGCAAUCUCCCUCAGUGGGAUCGGCGAUUACGACAGUUCAAGAAAUUGAUGAAGAAGAAGGGGAUAUUGCUCAAAGAUUAAGGAUCGCACGUAACUCAAGGAUUGCAGAGGAAGAAGGAGAGGAUGGAGGCGCGGAAAGUGAUACUGGGACGGAAAUACCGGUCAUUGUGGAGACUUUUGAGGAGGUGGAUCCAGAUCAUGAUAUGGAAACCGGGAAGUCGAAUGAUGGGGUAUCAGAAGAAGAAGAGCCGAUUUCGGAAAUGAUUGAAGAAUUGGAACCGGAGCAGGAGGAUUCAGAGACAGUCAUUCACGAUGAUGACUCAAAGGCAGAUUCCACGGGUUCAUGGGAUAGUAUGUCUGGUGAUUCGCUAGGAGACAAGACGGAGGUGAAACAAGAGAAUGGUGAUACUGGUGAAGAAAAGGCUGAGCCUGUCGCUGAAGAGCCAGUCACAGAGUCAAAGCUGAAGCUAGAGGCAGAGCCAGGCUCAGCCACGGAAUCGGCACCAAUGCCAGAAUCGAAGCUAGAGCCAGAGCCACAUAGUACAGAAAUUGGCGGAGAGGCAGAAGAGGAGCAAGAAGUACAAGAGCAAAAAGAUAACUCAAGUGAAGAUGAAAAUGCAUCUCCACCCAAAGAAGCACCUCCAAAAAAGUCCAAGAAAUCCAAAAAGAAAUCCAAAAAAUCCGCAGCAGCAAAAGAAGCUUCAAAAAUAUCAACAUCAACCAAUCACAUAAACGACGAUACGAACACCAUGGAGAGGGAAAAAGCAUCGGGUCAAGUUAAAGAGACAGGGGAAGAUCAAAAGGCUUGAUUUUUCUUUUAAAAAACAUAGCAUUGGCAUGAUGGAUAAGGAUUCUAUGAGCUUAUGUCUAUUCUUCUAUGGUAUCCCAUUCACUUCUCUCGUGUUAUUAUAAUUCAUCAUCACCGAUAGGACCGGGUUUUCGGUUUCGGCUUAGGUUAUUUCGAGCUUGUAUAAGAGUGAGCUUCGUGUCUUAAUUUCACCUUUACCCUCCACUAGGUACUUUUUAUUUUACUUUUUUCUUCUUCCUUUUUUUUCUCCUGCAGCAGAGAGAUGGGGAACUUGAUGCUUGUAUGGUUGUACUUUUAAGAUACCCGAAUUAGGAAUAGAGUGAAAAUUAAU